Phycodurus eques (leafy seadragon) is the source of this 1304-nucleotide messenger RNA. RefSeq names its product TP53 regulating kinase (gene tp53rk). The coding region runs from base 27 to 722 and encodes 231 amino acids. Gene Ontology annotation, biological process: protein phosphorylation. The transcript has 2 exons. Gene Ontology annotation, molecular function: protein serine/threonine kinase activity; ATP binding. The record is from RefSeq and is a predicted model, not a curated record. NCBI's taxonomy places the organism in Eukaryota, Metazoa, Chordata, Actinopteri, Syngnathiformes, Syngnathidae. Gene Ontology annotation, cellular component: cytosol; nucleus; EKC/KEOPS complex.
GCGAAGAAGAAGACCCGGAAGAAACAAUGGCGACAUCCGUCUUUCUUUCAAAGCUUGAGCUAUUAAAGCAAGGCGCAGAAGCCAGAAUAUACCGGACUGUGUUUCUGGGAAAGCCGACUAUUGUGAAAGAAAGGUUCCGAAAACGUUACAGACACCCUCUGUUGGACGAAAAACUAACACACCGUCGGACGGUGCAAGAGGUUCGUUCCAUUCUGCGCUGCCGGAGAGCAGGCAUAUCCACCCCUGUAGUCUACUUUGUGGACUACACCUCCCACUGCAUCUUCUUAGAGGAAAUAGUGGGAUCCUCGACCGUGCGCGACCACAUUGCUUCCGCUCAGCUGUCUGGUUCCUCCUGUCCUCAUGUGGAGCUGGAGCACCUGGCUGAGAAGAUGGGCAACAUCCUGGCCAAAAUGCAUGAUGAGGACAUCAUCCAUGGUGACUUGACCACCUCCAACAUGCUGCUGAGGUGUCCACCAGAAGAUGGAGAGUCGGACUUAGUCCUCAUCGACUUUGGUUUAAGUUCCAUGUCAGCUCUGCCGGAGGAUAAGGGGGUAGAUCUGUAUGUGCUAGAGAAAGCUUUUCUCAGUACCCAUCCCAACACAGAGGCACUGUUUGAGAAGCUACUGAAGAGCUACACAGCCUCAUCCAAAAAAUCAGCAGCAGUCAUUAAAAAGCUUGAUGAAGUUCGUUCGAGAGGGAGAAAGCGGUCUAUGGUGGGAUGAAAGGCUUCAACUCCAAAAUGUUUUUGGGAUCAGUUUAUCAGCGCUCGUUAUAAAAUUGAGUAUUUUGUCAAUUGAAUUGUGUGGAACAAUGCUGACAAGAAUUCAGUCAAUUGUUUGGAAUUUUUUCAUGAAUGAAUGGCAUGAGUUAGCGGUGCACUACUGGGCUGCAACCAGCAGAGGUCCUGUUGAUUCAGUCUCACUUGUUUGCAGUUAGUAUAACAUGACAUCACCUGGAAGAAGCUAAGCUGCAGUCACACAGUCUUACUCCAUGGCACAACUCCUCCAUACUGCAUGAUUCUGUUCAAUACAACACUGGCAUCCAAACAGAUCAGACGGUGUCAGAUUCAAUCUUUUGAAAACUAGCAGAUAAGCGAUAUGGCAAACGGAUGGCUAAUUCGCCGUCGCUGAUCAAGGAAUUUCUCAUGUCUAAUGUAAUCAGAUGCAGAUUUGGGUGCUGGCCUGUGCAAAGUGUUAUUUUCAGUUUGAGUCCUUGUUUAGGAGAUAAACACCUCCCUUCCGCUGUAAAGUACUGUAAAAAUCCACCAUUAAAAAUAUUUGGACACUUAGUAGAAGCUUGUUGAC